Messenger RNA from Physella acuta, 2224 nucleotides. RefSeq names its product lysosome membrane protein 2. Gene Ontology annotation, cellular component: cytoplasm; membrane. NCBI's taxonomy places the organism in Eukaryota, Metazoa, Mollusca, Gastropoda, Physidae. The record is from RefSeq and is a predicted model, not a curated record. Gene Ontology annotation, molecular function: scavenger receptor activity.
AACAAACACACAUUGAAUACCGUGUAGGCACAAUUUGACUUCUCAAGAAGAUCAGUCGAAUUCAACUGGGAAUAAAGACCAUGUCAGACAACGAGACUCUCAGCUACCAAGACGCUGAAAGUGGUGGCGCCACUGCGGGGGAUGGUGGAUCCGGUGGAGCAAGUGGAGGCAGAAACGGACUGGGCAGCAACGGCACACUAGCCAAUGGAGCUGGUGGAGUGGGUGGAGUAGGUGGAGCAAAGAACGGACUAAGCAGCAACCGCACAUCUGAUGCUGACGAGUCCGACCCAGAGACCAUCACUGUGAUUGAGGUCAGCCCUUCCGGCAAGCCCAUUGGUCGGAUCACCUACGGCUCAUCAGCGCAAGGGGACACAAUCAUCGUCCGCGAGCAGCAGAUCGAGGAGGUCAGCAGCGCCGAGCCCGCCACGCCGGAAAUGGGGUCACCAGACGGCUACAACAGGGACACGCUGGCCCUGCUGACCACUGAACGCGGCCUGCAGGCGUCCGCUUUCUCUGAGGAGAGGGCCAGACGGAGGCGGCGAUGCGUGGAAGAUCAAGGAUCGAUACUGGCCAAAGUUCUGGACGUCCUCCAGAGCUCCAGGUGUCUAGCAUUGGUGACCUUGACCGCUCUCGUUCUACUGACCUACAUUAUCAUUGCAUACAAAAUUAUUCUACCCAGAAUGCAAGCUAACGUCAAGGAGAAAACAAUUUUGCGAGCAAACGGAAGUAAGGAAUGGCUCCACCCAUCAGGGCAGGCCUUCAUGAACGUGUACGCCUUCAACGUGACCAACCCCGAGGAGUUUGAGCAUGGUGCCAGACCAGUGGUGAAGGAGAUUGGUCCAUACGUUUACAGACUUAAGAUCAGCAGGGUCAACACGACCUGGCACAGUAACGGCUCCGUGUCCUUCACCUUGGUGUACAGCACAGAUAUCGACCUUGACCUCUCUGUGGGACCUGAAACUGACCUGGUCACUUCUGCCAACACCCAGCUGUUCUUUAUUGCCGACAUUCUAAACGUGUCCAUCAAGGCCAUACAAAAUCUGACGUCACUACCGGCCAGCAAGCUGGUCUAUAGGUCAACUGUGAAGAGUUUGUUUCGGGGGUUCGACUCCAACGAGGUCCUGGACAAGCUAGAGAGCGUCAUCAGAAAGUUGGAUGUUGAUCACGUGUUUGAUGGCUCUUAUAAUACAACAAUUGAGAUCAACACGACCUCACGAUUCGACUGGACCGUGUACACUGGAGAGUUGGACUUCAACAAAUUCAACCACAUCUACUCGGUCGACUGGAUGACAAAGUUGCCGUUUUGGAGCACAGAUGAAGCCAACACUUUCCGUGGGACGGACGGAUACCUGUUCAAACCUUUCUUGAGUGAAGACUCGCGUCUAUCCUUCUACUUCCCACAGCUCUUCAGAAGCUUCGAGCUGCAGUACCAGGAGAAGAGCUCCCACAAGUCCGUGGACACCCUCCGUUUUAUCGUCCCCGACUCAGAGUUCUCCAACAGCUCCACCCUACAGGCCAGCCCCACCCUGCUGUCGUGGGACCCCAGGGUGUGGGCGGAGGAUCUGAAGCUCGACCCUAACGACUACCGCGUGUUGAGGGUGCCUCAGGUCACGGUGACCCCAGCCACAGAGCUAGUUGGUAACGGGUACUGCACGCCCGAUUGUGUCCCUUCUGGGGCGUACAGCCUCGUCAGGUGUCUUGAAGCCCCGGUGUACAUCUCCCUGCCCCACUUCCUGGGUGCUGACCCCUACUACAGGUCACGCGUGCACGGCCUUGACCCUGUCGAGUCGAAACACAGACCGGUCUUUGAUCUCCAUGCGUACAGCGGUAUCGUGACGUCACAGUCCAGAAGGUUCCAGUACAACCUGCGUAUGCCAGAGAACGUGGUCGAUGACACCACCCUACCCCUGUACUGGAUAGACACGAGAAUCGACGUGGCUGAUCACGUGAUGUCAGCAGCUGAGCUGGAGCGACAGAAAAACGAGGCUGUUUACGUCAUCAACUACAUCGUCAUGGGUAUCGUCAUCUUCUGCGUGCUCUUCAUCGUCAUAUCAACCAUAGAGAGGGCUUAUGUUCCUCACAACGAAGACAACAGUUCUGAACACACACCUUUCUGUAGACCCAGAUGUCCGUCUUGAUUUGAUUGGAUGCUAGACAUGACUGCUGAUUGGCUGAUGUUCCUCUUGAUUUGAUUGGAUGCUAGACAUGACUGCUGAUUGGCUGA